AUGGCGGCGGUGGCGGCGGGCGCGCCGGCGGCGGGCGGCGCCGCGGGCUCCGGGGAGGCGGGGGGCGGCGGAGGGGGCGCGGGCGGAGGAGGAGGCGGCGGCGCGGGGGGAGCUGGGCCCGGCCCGGGGUCGGGGUCGGGCGGCGGUGCGGCCGGGGGCGGGGGGGAGUCGUGGUACCUGGCGCUGCUGGGCCUGGCCGAGCACUUCCGCACCUCCAGCCCGCCCAAGGUCCGGCUGUGCGUGCACUGCCUGCAGGCCGUGCUGCCCCGCAAGCCCCCGGCCCGCAUGGAGGCCCGCACGCACCUCCAGCUCGGCUCCGUGCUCUACCACCACACCCGGAACGGGGAGCAGGCCCGGGGGCACCUGGAGAAAGCGUGGCUGAUCUCGCAGCAGAUCCCGCAGUUUGAGGACGUGAAGUUCGAGGCAGCCAGCCUGCUGUCCGAGCUGUACUGCCAGGAGAACUCGGUGGACACAGCAAAGCCUUUGCUACGCAAGGCCAUCCAGAUCUCACAGCAGACUCCAUACUGGCACUGUAGGCUGCUUUUCCAACUUGCACAACUACAUACCCUUGAAAAAGAUUUGGUAUCUGCAUGUGACCUUUUGGGAGUGGGAGCAGAGUAUGCCCGGGUUGUGGGGUCAGAGUAUACCAGAGCGCUGUUUCUGCUAAGCAAGGGAAUGCUCCUUCUGAUGGAACGGAAGCUGCAGGAGGUGCACCCUCUCCUUACACUGUGUGGGCAGAUAGUUGAAAAUUGGCAAGGAAACCCCAUCCAGAAGGAGUCGUUGCGUGUGUUCUUCUUAGUCCUGCAGGUCACACAUUACCUGGAUGCCGGGCAGGUGAAGAGUGUGAAGCCGUGUCUGAAGCAGCUUCAGCAGUGCAUUCAGACCAUAUCCACGCUACAUGAUGAUGAGAUUCUGCCCAGCAACCCUGCGGAUCUCUUUCACUGGCUGCCCAAGGAACACAUGUGUGUGCUUGUCUACUUGGUGACAGUGAUGCAUUCCAUGCAAGCAGGGUACCUGGAGAAGGCUCAGAAGUACACAGACAAAGCACUCAUGCAGCUAGAGAAGCUAAAAAUGUUGGACUGCAGUCCUAUCUUGUCAUCUUUCCAAGUUAUUUUGUUGGAACACAUUAUCAUGUGUCGGCUUGUCACAGGACACAAAGCCACAGCAUUGCAGGAGAUCUCUCAAGUCUGCCAGCUCUGCCAGCAGUCUCCCAGGCUGUUUUCUAAUCACGCUGCCCAGCUGCACACUCUGUUAGGGCUCUACUGCAUUUCUGUUAAUUGCAUGGACAAUGCAGAAGCACAGUUUACUACAGCACUGAGGCUCACUACACACCAGGAGCUGUGGGCAUUCAUUGUGACAAACUUGGCCAGUGUGUACAUCAGGGAAGGCAACCGGCACCAGGAGCUUUACAGCUUAUUGGAAAGGAUAAAUCCAGACCACAAUUUUCCUGUGAGUUCCCACUGCCUUCGAGCAGCAGCUUUCUACAUCCGAGGUCUGUUCUCCUUCUUCCAAGGAAGAUACAACGAGGCAAAGAGGUUUUUGCGAGAGACGCUGAAAAUGUCAAAUGCAGAAGAUUUGAAUCGAUUAACAGCAUGUUCCCUCGUGCUCCUGGGCCAUAUAUUCUACGUGUUAGGGAAUCACAGGGAAAGUAAUAAUAUGGUAGUGCCAGCCAUGCAGCUUGCAAGCAAGAUCCCAGAUAUGUCUGUGCAGCUGUGGUCUUCAGCUCUGCUGAGAGACCUGAAUAAAGCCUGUGGAAAUGCAAUGGAUGCACACGAGGCAGCACAGAUGCAUCAGAACUUCUCACAGCAGCUCCUCCAGGACCACAUUGAAGCGUGCAGUCUUCCAGAACACAAUUUAAUCACGUGGACAGACGGACCACCUCCCGUACAGUUCCAGGCACAGAACGGACCCACCACCAGCCUGGCCAGUCUCCUGUGAAACACAAUCAGGACAGUGUGUUCAAUAAGAAACAAACAAAAAAGCCAAAAAAAAAAAAAAAAAAGAAAAAGAAAAGGAGAAAAACUCAUUGCAAAAUCUUUUCUUCAAAGAAAAGGCAGCAAAUUCCUCUUCUAGCGAGGGCCUUGUAGGAAAUUGCAUAAAGACAACAUACAUUUCAUAGACUUGCAAAGUGAGAAGGGCAUUUUGAGCUACUUUUACAUAACGUGUGUGAAUAUACAGCUAGAGUGUAUAUACCUACUGGUUUUAAUCUGUUUUCCUCUUACUGAGAAGUAAGGUUUAGUCCAAAGGACACUCGUUCCUUAAGCUGUUAGACUUGGUUUUUAAUUUGUCACAGAGAGUUGAGAGGACUUGCACAGUUUGGAAUACCAGUUGUAUUCUAAAUGCUCAAACCUUCCCUGAGUUACAAUGCAUGCCAGUUUUAACGUCUUCUGUGCCCUUCCACUCCUGGGAUCAACGGGAUUCAAUCCUGACUGGUUGUAAGGUGCCCUAAAGUUCUGCAUUUAGCUUCUGAGGUGAUGUUCUCAUUGUGUGCGAGUCGCCUUGCAGUGCUGAGGGCGGUGGGAUGUGGGUGUCACUUCCUUGGGAUGAGCAGAAUUGCAGAUCCCACAGCACUGGGGCUGUCAGUGUGUGACAGUCUGUGCCACCACUGUCCCCAUGAGGGUCUCCCUUCCGUGUCCCUGCACUGCUGGUGAGGCACAACCAGAACUGCAGCUCUCUCCAUCUCCGCUGUUUUGUAGCAAUUUGUACCAGAGGAAGAGGUUUCUUCUCAUUUUGGCCCAGCUUUUAGCAUCCUGCAGCCUCACCGAGGCAAGGCAGCGUCUGUGCCUUAACAAUUUCUACCAAUGAUUGCAGUGAGGGUUCAGCUCAGCGAGGUGGUUGAAGGUAGUUCCCAUAGAAGCAAGAAGGUUGCACUUAGCAAAAGAAGUAUUUCCAUGUUAGCCUCUGUUUUAUUUCCCUUUUUUGAGCUCCUUAGUCUCCCCGUGCCUCUGCAGCUGUCCUGAAGCAGGAUAAGCAUGGCCCAAAUUCCUUCUGUAGGAAACACUACAGAAGUUGUCAAUCCCAUGGAGCCGUGCCAGGCUGCUGCAGUGCAGUGCAACCUUACAGGGUUCCAAGGGUCAAAUAAAGGUGGGUUGUUUUUUUUUCCCUCUCCUGGUAGUUCUGCAUAUUUAUCACCCAGUUGAAAAAGGGAAGGGGAAAGGAAUCUGUUAGCAGAGUUCCUUUGGUAGGUCUGUGUGCUUUUUUGGAGAGAGAAAGUGUUUGACCCCUCAAGGAAGACAGAACCCUGUUUCUAAUGGUCCUCCUUUUGGAAAACCCUUCCCCUUGUCAAGCAACAGCAAACAAGACACGUUUUGUAAUUCAAACCCUUUGGUUUUAACCACUGAAUGACAUAAAAGGGACACAUCCCCUCAAUGGGGUUUUAUGCUCAUCCUUCUGGACGUGCAGUGCAGAUUCAGAUCCUGUUUUCAGACAGUUGCUCCUGCAGAAGCUGUGUGUGUUUUAGGCCUUGUCAAAUCUCCAGUAGGGAAAACAUGUCCUCAGUAUCACUGUAAGGAGAGUAUUAUUGGGGUUGCAGAAGGAAGUUCAGUGCUAUUUUGAAGUCUAUUUUAUUCCCUCAAAACUCCAAAAAGAAGGAAAGCUGUGAGGUUUGUGAGCUGCAAGGAUACAUCAGACGCAGGGAAGGGCUGUGCAGAUGGAAGCUGCUGCUGCUCGUCAUGCUGUUGGUUGGGAUGGAGUGUUCCCUGUCUGCCAUCCACCUGAAGUUCAGCUCCUGUGAGGUGCAAGGAACGGCUGCAGCUGUGCAAAUCAGCACUCACGUGCUUUAAUGUUUCCCACAGUCCCAUUCAGAUGAUACAGACUCUUUGUUUUCACUCUGCCACCCAAUCUGAGGCUGUUGCUUACCUGAUAGACGCCCGUGGCAACUGCAAUAAGUGGCUUUAAAAGUCGGCCAGAAAAGUGCUGCUUCUAUAAGGCAAUAUUUAAAAAAUUACCCCAACUGUAGAGAGCUGUGGUUCAGGCUGAAGUCAAGAAGAGAUUUUGCAGCAGAAAAGGUCCUCUGGUGCCACGCGGGAGCUGCAUCUCCUGCCCUCACCCUCCUCGGGGAGCUGCGUCGCUGAGGACUGCGAUUUCUGGCUCCUCAUCACACGAACCAAACUGCUCACAGCUCAAAUCCCUGCUGAUGCUCUCAGGAGGGAAUGGAGGCCUGGAGGGAGCGGCCGUCUGCUCGCAUCUGAUGUCAGCACGCUCGAGUUCUCAGCAGAAGCGCUGCCUGCAUGCGGCGGCUGGAUUUGUCAUGGCAGGAGGAAGGAGGUGGGACCCCAGUCUGUGACACGCCAGCUUCGCCCAUGCUUUGCUUCGUGCAGAAUGGAACUCAGGUGCAGUGGUUGAGGUGAGGUGCUGCCCCACAGAGCUGCCCUCGGCCUUUUCCCCAUCACACACUAUCAAAAGUCGUGUAAAUUUGGAAAUAGCUCGGUGAUUUUCUAUCUCUGAAAUUCAAGUGUACAUUUGUUACAAUGUACAGUGCUUUUUAACUACGCUUGUAUAUUAAAUUAUUUAAUAGUUUUUGCUUUUCAGUAUCUUUUGUAUGUAGCAGAGAUUAAAACAAGGACCUCGAAACUGAAGUUCUUCCUAAUUUUUGGAUGCGGAUGUAAAGCUGAACAGAAAACCAGAAGUUUACAGUUUACAAACAACCUUCUGUUAAUUGCUCGGUCUGUCUGACUCCAUUUGAACAAUGUAUUUCUAAUCUUUCUUGUCCGAUCAUUUAAUUCUCAAAACAAACACGAAGUCUUUUAUGAACUUCUAAAAAAAAAAAAUUAUUCUUUUAAAGAUGUAAUUUAGGAAACUGUACAGUUUUUCUCUGGUAUUUUUAAAUGAGUAGCAAGAACUUAAACAAACAUCUAAUCGCCGUUUUGUAGAUAGUGUAAAAACUUAUAUAUGUAUAGAGAAUGCAGUCUGAAGAACAGUGUUUGCCAUUUCCUACAGAAUGGGUAUCAGGAAGGCCUGUGUGCAUGUGAAAUCAAAUUCAUUUUGGGGAUAGGGAAUUCAAAAACAGAGAAAGAAAACUCAUGAGCUUUCUCUGUUGUCCCACACGUGCAAAAAUGUACACUGCUAAACGAGCAGGGCCUUCAGCUGUGACGCCGCCUAUAGGUGCAGCACAACAUUGCUUCACUGCUUUGAUUUUAUUCAGCUUUCCCCGUUUGCCAGAAAGUCAAACUACAAUAGAAAGGGUUUGGUUGUUUUCCUCCUCUGUGUCGCUGACCUCCAACCCCACAGAGCGAUCCCAAUCCUUUGGGAUGCAGCAUUUUCUCACCAGAGCAGUGGGGACUGAUUGAGGGUGGCUGAGGCUGCCUGGAACACAGAGGAUUUGGGAUGAAAUAACAUCAGUCUGUGCUCUUCUACUGUCUGUCUUAGCAACUGUAUUUAAUUGUUUCCUGCAGUGAACCUUUCAAUGUUACGUCAGGUUUGUACGAGGUAUUGUUAAGUGUUUGUAGUGCUCCAUAAGUAGGAUGUGUACCUUCUGCCAGUGCUCCUUUCUGAAGCUGUACAUACAGUAACUCCUGUAAUGAGACGGAACCGGGGGCAUUCGUUUUUGCCUUUGUUUCCUCUCGUUUUCUACAUUAGAAGAAUUUUUAAAUAAAGUUUAAUUUUCUUCUAGCAGUUGGUGGAAUACUGAUUCCUUCAGCCCAUCUGCAGGCAGUGCUGCCCAAAGAGGGCCCUUCCCAUCGCCCUGCCAGGACCUGGGCUGCUUUGCAGCUGUACCUGAGCUGCUGCCCUGGAAGGAGAACUGGAAUUACCUGACGGGGGACCUGACU
This is a messenger RNA of Phasianus colchicus (ring-necked pheasant), 5768 nucleotides long. Lineage: Eukaryota; Metazoa; Chordata; Aves; Galliformes; Phasianidae. The record is from RefSeq and is a predicted model, not a curated record.